UGGGCGUGUCCUCCGGCGCCAUAGUGAACGCCUCAAUUGCGGCUCUUCUCCUGAGCGUAAAAAAAACCCCAUCCACAUCAGACAAGAAGGAGAGACACGCCCGGUAUCCGUCCCCUCUUCUCGCCGGUUGGUUGUCGGUCAUGGCGGCUCUUGGAGGUUUUCGCUGCGGCUGUUUGCUGUUGGCACUGCUGCUUCCUCUGCAAGUCCUGUCUCAGGGCCUGGAUCUGGCAGAUGCGCUGGGUGAUGACAACAUUAAAACCACCACUCCAAAGCCAGUAGGCACCAAGGCUCCUAUCAAGCCCAAACCCAAACCAGCUGAUGAUGACUUUGACCUGUCUGAUGCCUUGGACCCCAACAAUGACAUUGGUAACAGGGACAAGAACAAGGGGCAGAGUGGAGGAGGAUUUUCCGACAGCGACCUAAUUGAUGUCAGCAAAGAUGACAACUACAAGCCCGACAAAGGCAAAGGUGGACGACCAAGCGGCGACCGUGAUCACAUUAACCAGAAUGACGACAAAACCGAUACCACAGCAGAAGUGGGCACCAUCGCGGGUAUUGGUAGUGCCGUCGUUAUGGCGCUGGUGGGCGCUGUCAGUAGCUACAUCUCUUACCAGAAGAAGAAAUUGUGCUUCAGCAUACAACAGAGCUUGAAUGCUGAGAUGGUGAAGGCUGACAACCCAGAUGCUGUGGUGGCAACAGAACCACAAGUCCAACAAACGCUUCUGGAGCCAGCCAGUGCUGAACCCCGCAUAGAAGAGAAUGUUGUGUAGCUCAAACACACACACACACACACACGGAUCAUAUGUAGGAGUGCACUGUGUUGCAGAAAUGAUGAAUUAAUGAAGUAGCUAACCUUGUCGGAAUAUUGAUUCCCAGCCACCAAUGUAUUUUUAAAAAGGGUGAGGAUCCAUAUUCAGGAUUUUUUGACUGACAUAUCCUACUAUUUAAACAACAAUUUCCUAUUUGAACCACAUAUACUAACUCACAGCCACUGCUAACUGGAUAAUAUUUGACUAUAACUACAUUAAUAAUGCGUUAGCAUCAUUAAUGUUUGACUGAUGACUGAUUAAGGUGUUGUAAUUCCUGCAAAAUGUGACAUUUAUUUAUUUAUUUCUGUUAUUGCAAACAUUUGUUGUGUAAUUUUUGCUGCUUUUUUUUAAAAGAACAAAAAUAACAGUUAACAGUACAGUAGAAGGAACAGGUACUGGAGCUGCUUCUUCGAAAACAGGGGUGUCCAAACUUUUUCCACAGAGGCCCACAUACUGAAUAUCAAAGAAUUUUUAUGUAUUUCAAAAUUUUGUAAAAAGGCUUAUAAAACCUUAAUUAAAAUUUGUAUCAAAUUUAUUUCAGCUUAUUUUAUUUUGAAAUUUCCUUCUUGUUCAUUUUUCCGGGUUCUUUGGUUGAAUUCUACAAUGUGUCACCGGCCAAUAAAAAUCAAGCUGUGGACCACUUUGGAUGCCCCUGUUCUAAAAUGUAAAUAAUUUUUUUUUUGCCAACUUUGCCUCUCACAGCAAUGCCCCCAUAACGGACGUGUAGAGAAGUUUGGAUGAUUAUUGAUUGUUUUUCCCGGUGAGGCAAGAUAAAACAAAGUUCAAAAGUUCGUUUAGCUGACUAGAAUGGACAUUUAGUUUGACUGUAGCUGCAAUAUUUAGCUUUAGCACUGUGGUACAACAACAACAAUAAUGGCUGUGUCUCAAAUGGAACACUUCAGUCAGUGCACUUCCAUAAGUAUCCACUCUACACUGUGUACUUAGUAACCGAGUGCACUAAGUCCCAAAACUAUUAAUGUUGUUACGCAUGGAAAUAAUCGCAAUAUUUACUCACGUCAACGCUCCUUUUUAAUUGCAACCACUCAAGUUAGUGCCUCCCCUACCACUAUGGAGCCAAGAUGGCGACUAUUGACAUAAUCAUAAUAUAUUAAUAAGUGUCCAUCACUACACACUGACUGUUGCGGUUGUUUUGAAUGCUAGGUACCGACAGUGCCUGACAUUUUAUCGUAUUCUGUGCGAACCCAUUCAUGCACUCACAAUGCGAAAUGGAAGUACGGAAGUUCGACGCAUAUUGUGACACAGCCAUUUUGGUGUUUAACCUUUAACCUCCUCGUUUUUUACACUUUUUACCUUUUGCUAAGAGUGUUCUGGACUGCCUUUCGCAAUGUAUCCGCUAUUUACUGUCAUUUUAGAGCUCUGAUAGAAUCAUCAUAAUCAUAACUCAUAUUAGCGCCAGUGUCGUUUUCUCUUGCUGCAAAUUUGGAUUUGACCAAAGAUGGCUGAUUUAAAAGUGACUUUCAGAAUCACAUGCUUGCACACGAGGCACUAAAGAAUGUAACAAAUUGAUUGAUGAGUGAUUUGGAUUGAAAGUGUAGCAUUUAUGCACCUCCGACCUUACAAAUAAUGUGUCUCACUUCCUGGUGCACUUGUUUACUAAACCAUUGGAAGUCACGCCAUGACAUUUUAUCAGCACAAUGGUACAUUUCCUAUACUUGCACCUGUACAAUCUGCUUCCUGUGUGUAAAUAUGACAUCAUGUACAUAUUGUCGAGCGAUUUGGACAACAAAAUGUUCCGAUCUUUCAUCAUUUUGUGUCCAUGGUCCCUCUUUUAUUCCAACAUCUUUCACUUCAUGCCAACAGUAAGCACUCGUAGAAUAAAUAAAGCCUUUGGGGAAGACUGA
Molecule: messenger RNA, 2671 nt
Organism: Doryrhamphus excisus (bluestripe pipefish)
Lineage: Eukaryota; Metazoa; Chordata; Actinopteri; Syngnathiformes; Syngnathidae
Gene: cd99l2
Product: CD99 molecule-like 2
Source: RefSeq, a predicted model, not a curated record